This is a messenger RNA of Paramecium pentaurelia, 741 nucleotides long. The record is from the annotation of a GenBank genome assembly. Lineage: Eukaryota; Ciliophora; Oligohymenophorea; Peniculida; Parameciidae.
AUGCAAAAUAUAAAUUAAUUAUCUGCUCGUCUAUAAUAAAGCAUUUCUAAAUAGCUUUCAACACGAACAGAUCAAACGGGUAGUCAAAUUUUAAAUACAUCUGAUACAUAAAAAUUAUUGAAAUAAAUUCACAUAAUCAAAGAAUCUGAUAAAAAAAAUAAAACUAUUAAAUUUAUAGCUAAUAAGUAAGAAUUGAAAUUUCAAUAUUUAACUGAACCAAGAUAAAUUAAUAUUAAAUAAUAUAUUUAAAAAGAAUAUAUAUAUGAAGAAAAAAAAAAGAAUUCUGUUGAUAUAUCAAAUGUUACUAAUUAAACAUGGAGAAUAGAAAAAUAAAUGAGAUAAAGUUUAAACUUAAAGGAUUUACAUAAAUUGGAUGAAUCGAUUGCAAUUGAUAUUCUAAAUAGGUAAAUGGGAAAGACUGAAACUAAUUUUUAUUAAUAUAAACCAAAAACAUCUAGAAGAUCAAAAACUCAAUAAGUUAAAAAGAAAUAUAUAAUGAAUUUAUCUAAUACUCCAUUCAAAAUUAUAAAAACUAAGGAUAAAUUAAAUAAAACUGUCCAUGACUUUAAAACAACUAAUAAAGAUUAAAUUUAUUAUAAAUUACCUGUUUCAAACAUUGGAGUCCCUAUUAUUAAAACUUAAAGAAUUAAGAGUAAACCUCGUUAUAAUUAUCCUUUUUCUACAAUGAACAAUUUCAAUUAUAGCAGAUUAAAUAAAUCUAUGUGGGUAAUUGAUAUUUGA